Messenger RNA from Tachysurus fulvidraco (yellow catfish), 876 nucleotides. It is a transcript of the gene fcf1, whose product is annotated as FCF1 rRNA-processing protein. Bases 75 to 668 code for a protein of 197 amino acids. The record is from RefSeq and is a predicted model, not a curated record. The transcript is spliced from 8 exons. Gene Ontology annotation, cellular component: nucleolus; small-subunit processome. Lineage: Eukaryota; Metazoa; Chordata; Actinopteri; Siluriformes; Bagridae.
AUCGAUGACUCGUUUCGUCGACAACACACGAGGGUUUUCGAGCUACGUUGUGUUUUUCAACAGCAGAUAAAAAAAUGGGGAAACAGAAGAAGCAGAAAUAUGCUGUGAUGAAAAAGAUGAUAAGCUUAAAGGAUCAAAGAAUAAAGGAGAAGGAUCGACAAAAAACGGUGAAAAAGAAGAAAGUAGAUCCAUCAGCCAUCACAGAACGAGAAGUGCCAAAGUAUCCAUCAUGUAUGUUCUUCCAGUACAACACACAGCUUGGUCCUCCCUAUCACAUCCUCGUGGACACAAACUUCAUCAACUUCUCCAUAAAGGCCAAACUUGAUUUGGUUCAGUCAAUGAUGGACUGCCUCUACGCUAAAUGUAUUCCUUGCAUCACAGACUGUGUCAUGGCUGAGCUUGAGAAACUUGGGAUGAAAUACAGAGUUGCCUUGAGAAUAGCCAAAGACCCUCGUUUUGAUCGCUUGCCAUGCUCACAUAAGGGAACAUAUGCUGAUGACUGCUUGGUACAAAGGGUAACUCAGCAUAAGUGUUAUAUUGUGGCCACAGUGGACAGAGAUCUGAAAAGGAGAAUCCGGAAGAUCCCAGGAGUCCCAAUCAUGUACAUCUCUAAUCACAGGUAUAACAUCGAACGAAUGGCAGAUGAUUACGGUGCACCAAGAUUAUAGUAGAGUAAUGAUGGAAGCGAACAAUUUUUUUUUUUUAAAUUCUGUAAUAAACCAGAAAAUUGUAUUCUCACAUAAUUCAACAUUUUUUAUAUUAUUUUUAUUAUUUUUUUAUUUUUUUGCACAUUUGGCUUUUCCAUGAAUUUUUGCCUUUUUCCCCUUCUGUACAACAAGUCAAAUAUUUGGAUAAAUAAAUAUGUAAUAAUGUGAA